Molecule: messenger RNA, 1189 nt
Organism: Syngnathus typhle (broad-nosed pipefish)
Lineage: Eukaryota; Metazoa; Chordata; Actinopteri; Syngnathiformes; Syngnathidae
Product: N6-adenosine-methyltransferase TMT1A-like
Exons: 3
Coding region: 18-767 (249 amino acids)
Molecular function (GO): S-adenosylmethionine-dependent methyltransferase activity
Source: RefSeq, a predicted model, not a curated record
UUGACAGCCAAGACCGGAUGGUCACAUUCUGGUUCCAAAUGUCUUUUCUGAUGACAUUUUGUACUUUAGUCGUCAGAGUAUUAUGUGUGCCCUUGAACUUGCUGGAAGCCGUGGGCUUGUACAAACUCUACAAACAUGUCGCUCCGUUUUGCCUGUAUCGUGUCUCCAAGCUGUACAACAAGAAGAUGCACGAAAGGAAGAAGGAGCUGUUUGCGUGCCUGUCUGAGUUCAAGCAACCCGGACAGCAGCUCACCAUCUUGGAGGUCGGCUGCGGCACCGGCUCCAAUUUCAGAUUUUACCCGGCUGGUUGCAAGGUGAUCUGCACGGACAACAACGUGCACUAUGUAAAGUACCUGCAAAGGAACAUGCUCGAGAACCCCCACAUGACGUACGAGAAGUUUGUGGAGGUCUCAGCGGAGGACAUGCGCUCAUUUGAGGAUGGGUGCGUGGAUGUCGUGGUCUGCACGUUGGUGCUCUGCUCGGUGGACAAUGUCUCGCAAAGUCUGAGGGAGGUGCGUCGCGUUCUGAGGCCUCGUGGAGCCUUCUUUUUUCUCGAGCAUGUUGUCGCAGAGCCGUCGACGUGGACGUAUUUCUUCCAGCACGUCCUGAAGCCUGUGUGCUACUACAUUGGUGAUGGAUGUCAGGUCACCCGGGCAACAUGGAAACAUCUGGAAUCUGCCGGCUUCUCUGACCUCAAACUAAGACAUAUGAAAGCGCCACUCAUCUUCUUCAACAAACCACACAUCAUGGGUUAUGGAGUAAAAUAGAUUAAUGGCCCACUCACCUGACACUUGAGGCCACCUCUGGGUCCAUAGUGCUAAUCGCCAAGGCACUUCUGAUGCUCAUUUCAUUUUUCUAGUUAAGGGAUUCACAGCACAUUUCAUUUUUAAUAAGAACCCUGCUCAAUAAUUUGCGUCUAAGACAGGUCUUGAUAAAGUAUCAUGUGUUGGAGCCUAUCCCAGCUCACUUGCAGUACACCCAUAGGUUAACAAGUAUUUAAAAUCUCACAAUGAACUAUUUAAAGUCUUGAUGAACCCUACGCGAAUGUUUUGGAAAUGUUGGAGAAAAUAUUUCGUUUUGAAAUGCAACAGCAGAAGACGAUUUAAAAAAAAAAAAUCUGGUGUUAUCGACACUAUCUAACUCGAUUUCAGAAAGAUCCUGGUUGCAAUGCUCAGAGUUUGCAUUUUCC